AUGGCGUUAUUGCUGCAUUCUGUAUCAGAAACUAUCUUUGGCAGUAUACAAUCAACUGAAGUUAAUACCCUGAUUGAGAGCAGCCCACCUCACAAAAAAUACAGAAUCUCUGAAAGCUCUGUUCCUAACACCUCCUUUUUCUCAAUAAAAACUAAUAAUAAUGAGGAAUCUAGUUCACCCCCAUUUGCAGAUCACAUGCUAUCACCCCAAGAACAACAAAAUGUAAACAACCCGAUUGAGCAAUGCACCAGGCCAACUAAGCCCCUGAAAAUAAAAAAUUUCCCAAGAUUACAGUCAACCAACAAUAGAAAUUUACACAGUACUCUAGUACCUGUUUCUGUGACUGCUAUGCCCUAUACUUCUUCUCCCAAACCUACCAAAAACCCAACUUUGGUUUUGAACCCAAAUGAGAUAGAUACCGAACCUACCAACCUAUUACCAAAUUCCCAAGCUAACUCACCUACAUCUAGCAACAAUACCUCGAAUUCUACUAUCCAAUCUGCAUAUCAACAAUAA
Molecule: messenger RNA, 516 nt
Organism: Dentiscutata erythropus
Lineage: Eukaryota; Fungi; Glomeromycota; Glomeromycetes; Diversisporales; Gigasporaceae
Source: the annotation of a GenBank genome assembly